Messenger RNA from Scleropages formosus (Asian bonytongue), 3539 nucleotides. It is a transcript of the gene gria2b, whose product is annotated as glutamate receptor, ionotropic, AMPA 2b. The record is from RefSeq and is a predicted model, not a curated record. The coding region runs from base 450 to 3221 and encodes 923 amino acids. Lineage: Eukaryota; Metazoa; Chordata; Actinopteri; Osteoglossiformes; Osteoglossidae. Gene Ontology annotation, molecular function: ligand-gated monoatomic ion channel activity; signaling receptor activity. Gene Ontology annotation, cellular component: membrane. Gene Ontology annotation, biological process: monoatomic ion transport. The transcript is spliced from 16 exons.
GGCGGCGGAGCUGCGCUGAUCUGAGCUCAGUUCAGUUCGCCUCGGCUCGCGUGGCGUCUUCACGCGCUCAUUAGCAUUCCUCCCCCGUCCCCCCGUGUCCGCGCUGCUGAGACGAGCUGCUGCGCGCGGCGGACAUAAGAGCAUCGCUCUCGAGUGGGAGAGGAGACAUCGAUUCGCCAUCCCUCCUUCCCUCACCGGAACUGGACUUCGGAUUUUUAUUUUUAUACGUUUUUUUUUUUUAAAAAAAGAAACAAAGAAAAAAAAACAAAGCAAUUUUCCCACUAACCGCUGUCAGUAAAUACUAGAUACCAUAAUUUUCUCCAUCUCCAAUUAAACCCAAGAUGAUGAGCAAAUAAUAAGGAUCUAAUACAGACUCCGCUUGAAAGAACGAGGAUUUCCUUCUUUCUUUCCUCUCUCUCCCCGGUGGAUGUGGACGUAACGCGGUGGAAAUGCGAAAGAUGAAUUUAUCAUUAUUCCUUCUUCCUUUUUUAUGCGGACUAUCGUCCGGCGGCUCUCCCAGCGUUCAAAUCGGGGGGCUCUUUCCGAGGGGCGCCGACCAGGAGUACAGCGCCUUUCGAAUCGGGAUGGUUCAGUUCGGGACCUCCGAGUUCCGCUUAACGCCGCACAUCGACAACCUGGAAGUGGCCAACAGCUUCGCGGUCACCAAUUGUUUUUGCUCCCAGUUCUCAAGAGGAGUGUAUGCUAUUUUUGGAUUUUACGAUAAGAAGUCAGUCAACACGAUAACGUCAUUUUGCAAAACUCUGCACGUCUCUUUCAUAACGCCGAGCUUUCCCUUGGAUGGAUCGCACCAGUUCAUCCUGCAAAUGCGACCGGACAUCAAAGGCCCUCUGCUCAGUCUUAUCGAAUACUACAAGUGGGACAAGUUUGCCUACCUUUAUGACAGUGACAGAGGCUUGUCGACACUUCAGGUGGUGCUGGACACUGCGGCAGAGAGGAAGUGGCAGGUGACUGCGAUCAAUGUAGGGAACCUGAAGGACGAGAAGAAGGAUGAGGCUUACCGUUCGCUCUUCCAAGACCUCGAGAACAAGAAGGAACGGCGAGUCAUUCUAGACUGUGAGCAGGACAAAGUCAAAGACAUCAUGGAGCAGGUCAUCACGAUCGGAAGACACGUCAAGGGAUAUCACUACAUCAUUGCAAAUUUGGGUUUUGUUGAUGGAGAUUUGUCAAAAAUCCAGUACGGUGGCGCAAACGUGUCUGGAUUUCAGAUUGUUGAUUUUGAUGACCCUUUGGUGGCCAAAUUUGACCAGCGAUGGGAGGCUUUAGAGGAGAAAGAGUACCCUGGAGCAGACAGUAAAAUUAGGUACACGUCUGCGUUGACGUACGACGCAGUGCAGGUGAUGACGGAGGCCUUCCGCUACCUGCACAAACAAAGGAUAGACAUCUCAAGGAGAGGCAACAAUGGGGAUUGUCUAGCAAACCCGGCCGUACCGUGGGCGCAGGGACUGGAAAUAGAACGGGCUCUGAAACAGGUUCGCGUUGAAGGGCUAACGGGAAAUAUACAGUUUGAUCAAAACGGCAGGAGGGUCAACUACUCCGUUAACAUAAUGGAGCUGAAAAAUAGUGGUCCGGUUAAGAUUGGAUAUUGGACCGAAGCUGACAAAAUGGCAGUUACUAAUCCAGAAGUUUUGCAAAAUGAUUCAUUGGGAAUGGAGAACAAGACAGUAAUAGUGACCACGAUUUUGGAAGCUCCGUAUGUCAUGCUUAAGAAAAAUGCUGACCUCUUUGUGGACAAUGAACGAUAUGAAGGCUACUGCGUGGACCUCGCUGCAGAGAUAGCAAAGCACUGUGGGUUCAAAUACCAACUCAAAAUAGUGGGUGAUGGAAAGUACGGCGCCAGAGAUGCUGAGACAAAAAUCUGGAAUGGAAUGGUUGGAGAAUUAGUGUAUGGGAAAGCGGAUAUAGCGGUUGCUCCGUUAACUAUCACCUUGGUGAGAGAAGAAGUGAUAGACUUUUCAAAACCCUUCAUGAGUCUGGGGAUUUCCAUCAUGAUAAAGAAGCCCCAGAAGUCCAAGCCAGGGGUCUUUUCUUUCCUGGACCCUCUGGCAUACGAGAUCUGGAUGUGCAUCGUGUUUGCGUACAUCGGCGUCAGCGUGGUUCUCUUCCUAGUGAGCCGAUUCAGCCCCUACGAGUGGCACACCGAGGAGUACGAAGACGGCCAGAUUCAGACUAGCGAGUCGACAAAUGAGUUUGGGAUAUUUAAUAGCCUCUGGUUUUCCCUUGGUGCCUUUAUGCGACAAGGAUGCGAUAUUUCUCCAAGAUCCCUCUCUGGGCGAAUUGUUGGCGGGGUGUGGUGGUUCUUUACCUUGAUCAUAAUAUCGUCCUACACGGCUAACUUAGCUGCCUUCCUGACUGUUGAGCGGAUGGUAUCUCCUAUCGAAAGUGCAGAAGAUCUAGCUAAGCAAACUGAAAUUGCUUAUGGAACUCUGGAUUCCGGAUCAACAAAAGAAUUUUUCCGGAGGUCUAAGAUCGCGCUGUUUGAUAAGAUGUGGACGUACAUGAAGAGCGCCGAGCCCUCUGUGUUUGUUAAGACGACAGCGGAGGGAGUGCUCAGGGUGCGCAAGUCCAAGGGCAAGUACGCCUACCUGCUGGAGUCCACCAUGAAUGAGUACAUCGAACAACGCAAGCCGUGUGACACGAUGAAGGUGGGAGGGAACCUGGACUCCAAAGGAUACGGCAUCGCCACGCCCAAAGGAUCCUCAUUAAGAAAUGCGGUUAACCUCGCAGUACUAAAACUGAAUGAACAAGGCCUCUUGGACAAAUUGAAAAACAAAUGGUGGUACGACAAAGGAGAGUGCGGCAGCGGGGGAGGUGAUUCCAAGGAGAAGACAAGCGCCCUCAGCCUGAGCAACGUGGCUGGGGUCUUCUACAUUCUCGUCGGUGGACUUGGCUUGGCCAUGCUGGUGGCUCUCAUUGAGUUCUGUUACAAGUCAAGGGCCGAAGCGAAAAGAAUGAAGGUGGCAAAGAACGCACAGAGCGUUAAUCCCACUUCCUCGCAGAAUUCGCAGAAUUUUGCAACUUAUAAGGAAGGUUACAACAUGACCUUCACGGAUGCCAUGAGAAGUAAAGCAAGGCUGUCAAUUACAGGAAGCACUGGAGAAAACGGUCGAGUGAUGACUCCAGACUUUCCAAAAGCAGUGCAUGCUGUACCUUAUGUGAGGCCUAGCAUGGGAAUGAAUGUCAGUAUGACUGAUCUCUCUUGAUCGAUAAGAACCUUUCGAGUGCCUUACACAGUGGUUUUAAUCGUGCUUGUCCUGGCUGAAUAGGUUGAGGGAGCAUCCACUUACAGUAUCAUGGGGACAUUACCUUCUUUUAAUUCUCUUUUCGAGUCCAGCUACUUUCAGUGAAUGGAAGGAGCAUAACUGGAAUAUAGAAUGCUAUUUGAGCUUAUGACAUCAUUUUCUCUUCAUUGUCCGCUCUGAAUGACGUGCACAGCUAUUGUCGGAAGUACCGUAAUUUCAACUGAAAAUCAUUGUCGAGGCAGUGCAUCUUUUUUUUUUCCUUUUUUUUUGGUGGCCACC